Molecule: messenger RNA, 1729 nt
Organism: Rhipicephalus microplus (southern cattle tick)
Lineage: Eukaryota; Metazoa; Arthropoda; Arachnida; Ixodida; Ixodidae
Biological process (GO): transmembrane transport
Molecular function (GO): monocarboxylic acid transmembrane transporter activity
Source: RefSeq, a predicted model, not a curated record
AUGCCUGGCUCACUCACACCGGGAACAACCGCAAAUGAAUCACCCGGACCCGAGUCUUUAGCCGGCAGCAAGGUAGCCAGCCACUUGCAAGAUCGCUGCUGGAUCAUUCCGUUCGUUGCCGCUUGCGUAACGUUCCUUACAACCAUCAUCGAAUCUAACCGAGGUUACCUGUAUGUGCUGUUCAUGGAGGAAUACCACGCCGACCACGCCACGGCGUCGUGGCCCGGCAACAUUCUCCUGUCGGCCAGUCAUCUCUCAGGCUUCGUCAUCGUGCUUCUUCAGAGCAAGCUGUCGGUCUUCGUCAUAGGACUCCUCGUUGUCGCACUGUCGGCCAUCGCAGUCACUGGUGGCGCCUUCUGUCCUGACAUGGCGUGCAUGUCAGUGACGGUAGGUGGACUGUAUGGCUUGGGAUACGGAGCCAGCCUGACAUCCUUCGCCAUCUACACGAUGAUGUAUUUCGAAAGGUACAUGGCCACAGCCACCGCUCUGAAGUACGCCGCCUGGUCAGCGUCAGGCCUUGUGGGUCCGUCGAUCGUCUCUUUGCUCGUCAACUACUACGGACUUCCCGGAACGCUCCUCUUAAUCGGUGCUAUCAUGUUGAACGGCCUACCGCUAAUCAUGCUCAUCAAGCACCCGCGUCCGCUGAAGCUGUGGUGUUCACCGAGCCUCUAUAAGCCGAAGCCAAGCUUAUCUUCGCCUUCUGGCGAGCACCAUGACAAGACAGACCACUGCGCAAAACAGCCCUCGUCCCCGUCGUCUACAGCGGCUCUUUCACCUUUGCCAAAAAGCAUAAAUAGACUCGGUUUGACCGCGAAAGGAGUGGCGGCGCUGUUCCGGAAGCCGGAGUUCUUCGUGUUACUUUUUGUGUACGCGCUGUACGACUGGACCGGCACGCUUCACUCGACCACUUGCGUGGACUAUGGACGCGACAAGGGAACCUCGCUGGAGACCGCCAAGUACGUUCUCACCUGCAAUGCCUUCGGUCACAUCGUAGGCAGAGUCGGCCUGAGCUUCGCCUCGGACAAGAUACCGUUCAGCCACAGCCCUAUGGCCGCCGCCUGCCUUGUGGCGUCGUGCCUGUCGUUUGUGGGUUGUUCGCUUGUCUCGUCAUUCACGUCAUUCAUGGUGCUCAACAGUUUGCUCGGUGUCAGCCAGGGCUACGUAACCUGCAUAAGAAGCGUCCUCAUCAGUCAGUACCUCAGCGUUCAACGCCUACCAGCCUUCUUCGCUUUUCUUGGUGUAUUGCUCAUACCCAUUGCGCUCAGUGGCCCGAGUAUUUUGGGAUUCUUCAGGGACAAUCUGGGCUCGUACGACAACAUUUAUCGACUAUUGGGAGCAGCGAACUUCGUAGCGGCUGUUUUGCUAUGCGUUCUAGCAUGUCGAGACAGAGUGCGCCGAAGUACAUGGAAGCUGAAACGGAGCCUAAAUCCAACACCCAAUGGUUUGCCAACGACACAUUGAAGUUUAUCUGAACAAGGGGCCGUAUUAUUCGUCAAGAAAUAAGCUGCGUAAAGCUUCCUGCAGUGUUCAAUCUUUGUAAAGCAAUGCGCGGGACUUCAGCCCGCCCGGUCACCGCACUUGCAGAGAUGCAUAUACCGUCUGAAUCAUAGGUCCCUCCUCGACUUUGUGGACAGAAUACAGUUGCACAGUUUUGUGUAAUGUGUACUGAACUCUUAGGGUAAACGAACGCAAUAUUAAAAGACUACUUUCGGAACUUUCAGUGCCAAAA